Messenger RNA from Leptopilina boulardi, 1442 nucleotides. Its product is annotated as retinoid-inducible serine carboxypeptidase-like. Lineage: Eukaryota; Metazoa; Arthropoda; Insecta; Hymenoptera; Figitidae. The record is from RefSeq and is a predicted model, not a curated record. Bases 85 to 1335 code for a protein of 416 amino acids. Gene Ontology annotation, biological process: proteolysis. The transcript is spliced from 8 exons. Gene Ontology annotation, molecular function: serine-type carboxypeptidase activity.
CCUCAAUUUAUAUCAGUGUUUCUAAGGCACGUGGUCAGUAGGUUGACAUAUCAGUUACCGGAAUAAAGGAAUAACAGUAAUAAAAUGUUUGCAAAAAAUAUUAUUUUAAUUGUUCUAUUAGGCAUUUUUCCUGUCAGUUAUGGAAAAUCUGGAUUUGGUUCUGGUGAACAGGAAUGGGGUUACGUGAAUGUUAGGCCAGAUGCAGAAAUGUUUUGGUGGCUUUAUUAUACAACUGCGAAUGUAUCGAAUUAUUUUGAAAAGCCAUUAGUAAUUUGGUUACAAGGUGGUCCAGGGAUGUCAUCAAGUGGUUUUGGAAAUUUCGAAGAAAUCGGUCCUCUUGAUAGUAAUGUAACAGAUAGAAAUAAUACUUGGGUAAAGGAAUAUAAUGUAUUAUUUGUCGACAAUCCUGUGGGAGCUGGUUUUAGUUAUACUACAACAAAAGAUGCACUCACACGAACAAACAAGCAAAUUGCACUUGACCUUUUGGUAUUUAUUAAAAACUUUUUAGAAAACUUCCCAAAUUUUGCUAAUGUAUCCACUUACAUUAUUGGCGUAUCCUAUGGGGGUAAAAUGACUGUUGAAUUUGCAUAUUUAUGGUACAAGGCUCAAGAGAAAGGUGAAAUUAAUAGUAAUUUAAAAGGAGUUGGACUUGGAGAUUCUUGGAUUUCACCAAUUGAUUCUGUUUUGACUUGGGCUCCAUUCUUAUUGGAGACUGGUAUGGUUGACACCGAAGGUUACCAACAAAUUAUGAAGUCUGCGAAUAAAACAAAAGUUGCUGUAGAAAAAGAAGAAUGGAAAUUAGCAUUUGAUCUAUGGAUGGAUACUGAGCAAGAAAUUAUAAAUGUCACAAAGAGUAUAAGCUUCAAUAAUAUUUUGGAUAAGUCUAGUGUUAACGAAUCUACGUUUAGUAACGAUCUUGAAGAAUUGAUGAACUCUAAAGUAAAAGAGGCACUUAAGUUAAAUUCUACUUUUAAUAAUCAAUUCUCUGAAGUAUUCACCACUCUUUCAGAAGAUUUUAUGAAGCCAACAACAGACAUAGUGGAACUCCUUCUAAAUAAAACUGAUAUUAAAGUUUUUGUAUACACUGGUCAAUUAGAUCUCAUUGUCGAUACACCAGGAACUCUUAUUUGGGUGGAAAAACUGCAAUGGGAUAAUGCUGAAAGAUGGAGAAAGGCUCCUAGAAAACCAGUAGUGGUAAAUAAUAUCAUUGAAGGUUAUGUUAAAGCUUACGGAAAUCUAAAAAUGUAUUGGAUUAAUAGAGCAGGACACAUAGUUGCAAAAGACAAUCCAGUAGGUGUAGCAUCAAUGCUGAAAGACCUUACUAGCAAUAGUUAAAAGUUUUAUGAUAAUUACAAUCAUUGGUAGAAAUAUUUCAAAAUAUAAUGUAAUUAGUGAAUUUUGUUGUAAAUAAAUAUGAGAUUAUAAUUUAUUCUACAAAAGUA